Aspergillus bombycis is the source of this 3234-nucleotide messenger RNA. RefSeq lists its product as uncharacterized. Gene Ontology annotation, biological process: DNA-templated transcription. Lineage: Eukaryota; Fungi; Ascomycota; Eurotiomycetes; Eurotiales; Aspergillaceae. The transcript is spliced from 7 exons. Bases 1 to 3234 code for a protein of 1077 amino acids. The record is from RefSeq and is a predicted model, not a curated record. Gene Ontology annotation, molecular function: DNA binding; zinc ion binding; oxidoreductase activity.
AUGGACGAAAAGAACGAUAUCACCACGCAAAAUGAAAAAACGAGUCGUACCGACGAGAGGCUCCUCAAGGAGUUAGAGAACCCUCAAAAAAUCAAGAAAAUAGUUCGCGAAGGCAUUCUCCUCGCCGGUGGUGGGGCGGCCAUUCUCCUUCAAGUUGCCAUGCCCGGCGUUGGCAAAGGCGUUGAUGAACACAGUAACUUCUCCUACCGUCCGCUGGAUCGACUCCGCACGACCAUGACAUAUGUCUACUGCAUGGCGUUUGGCACUCCAGAAGAAAAGAAGACGAUUAUUGAGAUGGUCCAUAAAGCACAUUCGGUUGUCAAAGGCCCCGACUACUCGGCCGACGAUCCACACUUGCAGGUCUGGGUGGCGGCGACUCUCUACGCAGUUGGGAUUGAUCUGUAUGAGCAGGUCUUUGGCCGUAUGGAUGAGGCCACUGCCGAAGCAAUCUACCGUGAAUAUGCUGUUCUUGCGGUUUCCCUCCGUGUCAAGCCGGAGAUGUGGCCGCCAACUCGCGAGGCGUUCUGGGUCUAUUGGGACGAACAGAUCCAGAAGAUCCAACAUCAGAUCACCCCACAGGCAAAGAACGUUGCCAAGGAUCUCCUGUUCAACAAGCAGGUUCCUUUCAUAAUCCGUAUUUCCAUGCCACUGGUGCGGCUGAUGACCGCCGACUUGCUUCCUGAGGGUAUCCGGGAGCAGUAUGGGCUGAAGACCAGUAGCACGCGCAGGGGAAUGCAGAAGGUGGUUCGGGGGGUGACCAAGGUGGUUUACCCUGCCACACCUAGUUUUAUUCGGACCUACCCCAUGCGGUACUAUCUGAAGGAUAUGCGGAAGAGAAUGAAGAAGGCCCAACACCGCGAACUAAACGGGCCCCCCGAGCCUGUUAUUGGUGUCGACAUCGUAAGGUCCGAUGCGACGCAUCUAUCCAUGGCUGCCCUUGUACAAGGUGUCGCCAGGAUGGUCGACGUGAUUGCACACUCGGGUCCAGGGCUGGCAGACAACCAAGAUCCUCCUCAAAGGGACGCAUCUAUCGACGGUACCGCUAAACAAAUUACACAGCGAGAGGAGCCCAUACAGAGGUUUUAUAGUGACUUUGGAAAUGCGCCUGGAAUACAAACGUCCGUCGAUCCGACGACUCCUAGCAGCGUGUCAUUCUUCUUUUGCCCUUUCCUCACACUCAAUGGUCUGGCAGUCUUGCCUCAGGAAGAUGUGACAUACUUGGCUUCAAAAGGGUCUUUGAGUGUUCCGGACUGGUCAACGAUCAACGAAUUCGCGAGGCAGUAUUUUCUCCAUAUUCACCCUUGUCUUCCUGCCCUAGAUGAAGCAGAGUUUUGGCGUAUCUCUGUUGACUCUGCUUCACAUACACUAUCGUUAUUUGUGUUACAUGCGCUUCUAUUUUCCAGUUGUCCUUAUGUCUCCCUGCAAACGCUCCAAAAAUGCGGAUUCAAUGAUAGACGCAAAGCCAGAACAACAUUCUUCAAUCGUGCUAAGCUACUAUUUGAUCUCCAAGCUGAAAAUGAUGCAUUCGCCAAAGCCCAAGGCUCCGCUCUUCUGGCCCACCACACGUCCGCUCAAGAUCCCCAAGCUAGCAGUAUAUGGUUGAUGCGCGCUAUCCAAAAUGCUAUGGUUGUGGGCUGUGGACCAGGUCCAGGUGAUAGAGAGAUCAACCUAUCCAUGAUGAAACGGUUGUGGUGGUCUAUGGUGCUGCGCGAUCGGGUUCUAUCUAUCGGCCUCCGUCGUCGUCCUCAAAUUACAUCGGUAGAAUUCAACAUGGGGGCAAACUGGCUCACAGAAGAGGAUUUUGCGGAUGAAAUAGUAAAUUCUCGAGUAUAUGAUCCGGAGCUCAAGAUCCAACUAUUCCAGGUACUGCAGGAACAAUGCAAACUCGCGGUUCUUCUCACCGAUAUGGUGGCGUUGGUCUUUUCAUCGCAGGGAGUAUCCUCCCCGUCACUUUCCUUAGCUGAAUUCCAGGCCGUUCUCGCUGCCAUACGGCGAAUCAAGCGGUAUCUGACGAAAUGGGAGGCCGUUUCGAUUGUUCCGCCCUCUACCAGCCAUGAGGCCGUCACCUUCUUUACUCAUCUUACUUUGAUGUAUUACUAUGCCGCCCGUGUCGAUCUAGCCCAGUACGAGGCGCUGAUUAUCGAGAAGCAUUUGAGCUUCACUGGAACUAACUAUAGGGGCCAACUCCUAGAAACUGGCGCGGACCUCCGCAAAGCUACGACUGGUUUAACCAGUGCUAUAGAGUUUUUUUGCAGCCAAGGCCGUGCAGAACGAAUACCUCUGAGCGUUCUGGCCUAUACCGCCGUGCCCAUCGUUCUUGCUGCUAUCGAUGUUAAACUAUCACCCUCGCAGGCAGAAAUGACGAUCCGAAAGCGUCGUCUCGAGCGUCUAGGAGAGAUUGUUCGACAUUCGAGAAUGCUUUAUGAUGUGGCCGACUAUGUGGCUGCCGGGACAAACCAUAUUCUGCAGUUGGCAUACAUUACCACACAAGAGGCUUUUCUGCGAUGCAGAACAAAAGCCAUCGGUUCAUCGCAGAUGGAGAUAGAACCGCCAUCAGUCGGCAUGUCGCUGGAUACCUCCAUCCUGAAUGCAAAGAGAGUGACGAACUGGUAUGACGCCUUCCUUAGUAGUCCUCGGGCAUAUCUCAGGAUAUCUGUAUCACUCGACUAUAGCCUUGCAACUGGCCGUCUGCCGUAUGAUAAUGCACUACCCCUGCUUGUGCGGCAGACGCCCUGGGCCAAGAAACAACAAAGGCUGCCGUGGACCAUUGCGCUGGAAACAGAUGACAUUGCACGAUGCCCAGACCUUUCUAUAAAUGGGAGGAUCACGGAGGAGAUCGGUUCCAUAUCCCAGAUAAGCAAUUUGCCAGAGGAGCAGACUGCCGAGACACCAAAGGACGACGGAUCCCAGAGCCGAAGCGAUGAUGUAUUUCCGUUCAUUGCAGCAAUUGGAGACUCUAUCAGGGAAAACACCUAUGAAGCGGAAGACCAUUGCAGCCCGGAAGAGGUUAGUGCUGGAGAGGCUGCUAUCAACCUGAAUUUCUUUGAGUUUGGGAGUCCGCGGUCGGACGAUAUGGUGGAGAUGCAGACGGAGGAUGCACUGAGCGGGGGUUCCUCCCGACUUCUAGGGAUGAGUGCACCUCACUCCGGGAAAGACAGGUCUGAUGACUUUGGUUUUGGUCCUACGGGAUUUCAGUCUAUAUACACUUCCUUGCUGCGAGACUCUGUUGUUUGA